AUGGCGAUAUUGACGGACAAAACUUCGGCAUGGUGGCAGCGUAGGAACGUGCUUCGCCUAUGGUGGUGGGAAGCCAUCUGCUGCUGUCUUGUCGUCGCUGCGCUCAUCGCAAUCAUCGUCACCGCCCGCGACUACGACCACCAGCCGCUUCCGCAAUGGCCGUAUGGAAUAUCCAUCAACACCUUCAUCGCCGCCUACAGCGUCGUCAUGAAAAGCGCGGCAGGCCUCAUCCUCGCCGAAGGCAUCAGCCACCUAAAAUGGACAAACCUCAAGAAACCCCAGGCCCUCCGCAACUUCGACGUGCACGACCAGGCGAGCCGCGGACCCUGGGGCGCCGCCCUCCUCAUCUUCUACGACAAAGGCCUAAGCUUCUCAUCUCUCGGUGCCCUAGUCACGAUCCUAAUCCUCCUCUUGGAGCCGUUCUCCCAGCAGAUCGUACGGUUCUACGAUUGCACGCAGCUUUCCACGGGAGAGGUUGCUACGAUUCCGAGGGCGAAUGUCUUCUGGGAGCCGGGCCUGCAUGAGUGGGCAGGACGGGAGACGAUUCCUUUCCCCGUGAGAAAUGCGUUUUAUCAAGGAUUGUUUGCCACAAAUCAGCCGCCGGUUACGGCGGCUUGUCCGACGGGGAAUUGUACGUUUUCUGAACGCUAUAGUUCCGUAGCUUUCUGCAGCUCCUGCGAGGACGCCACUUCGCGCUUGAUACGAACGGACACUUACCCACAGUUCCCCACUAACAUCACCGGCUUCAAUGGCUCUUACACAGUCCACUACAUCAACGUAUCAUUGCCCGAUGUCGUCACGUACCAGGGAAGCGUCGACGUCCCUGGAAUGAUGCCGCUCAGCCUCAUCCGCAGCAACGGAACCUACAUCAACGCGGGCGCCGUCAAUCCCAACCCCUCCUUCAUUUCCAGGAUCGGCAGCGACAGCAGGGUCGGCAUCAUCCGCUGGGUGCAGCCGGACUCGUACAUGGGGUACACGUGCUCGCUCUGGCCGUGCAUGAAAACCAUGUCGGCCGAGAUUGUAGCUGGCCAGCUUCGCGAACGCGUGGAAAGCGAGACGGGUUCAAACUUAGCGGAGACGUUUUCUGGCGCAGUCAAGUAUACGCAGAGUCUGACUACCGCGGACCUCGACUGCGUAUCGCCAGAGAAGAAGCAGGUUCUUCGAGACUUAGGUUACAAUUUCACAGAUUCCCAACGCUGGUUGCCGUAUUAUGUCCGGGAUGUCAAUGGAACACUGGAUCCGGGAUAUGACUCGUCAGACUACUGCUCCGGCGCUGAUAUCGACCCGCAUUGCCAGUUGGAAGGGGAAGAAUACCGACUGCCCAAGGAACUGUCCGAAGCAGUUCCCGCUCGUUGCAUCUAUACGCUAAGCGAAAUAGGCAUGUCGAGCAUCCAAACCAUUCUCUUCAGCCAAAUCUUCGAAGGCAACCUCACCGAGUCCGUCAACUACGGCUACGAAGCCUACGACGGCCCCGCGACGCUCAUGGCGCUCUGGAACGCCGGCAGCGGCAACGGCACCCUCGCGGACAUCAGCGGCGCCAUGCACAACGUCAGCAGCGCCAUGACGACGCACAUGCGCAUGAACGGGCUCGCGAACUUCACCGUCCCCGCCGAGGGCCGCAUUUUUUACAAUACGACGUGCAUCCGCGUGCGCUGGCACUGGCUUGCGUACUCGGCGGCGACGGUCGGCCUCACGCUCGUGUUCUUCGUCGGCAUGGUGGUGCAGGCGCGCAUUGAUCAGGCGCGGCUGUGCAGGCAGUGGAAGAAUGGGAGCACGGUGCCGUCGUAUCAUGAUUUUAAGUCGAGUGCGCUGGCGCUGCUCUAUCAUGGGUUGGAUUGGGACAGCCAGAGAGGGAUGAGGGACUUCGGGGCGAGUAAUUGGGAGAAGGAAUUGGAGGAGCGAGCAAAGGAGAUUACGGUGAGACUUGUGACUACAGAGCAGGGGUGGAAACUGUCGACGCAAGAUAGGCGAUGA
Molecule: messenger RNA, 1974 nt
Organism: Trematosphaeria pertusa
Lineage: Eukaryota; Fungi; Ascomycota; Dothideomycetes; Pleosporales; Trematosphaeriaceae
Exons: 4
Coding region: 1-1974 (657 amino acids)
Source: RefSeq, a predicted model, not a curated record